This is a messenger RNA of Pararge aegeria (speckled wood butterfly), 5999 nucleotides long. RefSeq names its product diphosphoinositol polyphosphate phosphohydrolase 2 (gene Aps). Gene Ontology annotation, molecular function: bis(5'-adenosyl)-hexaphosphatase activity; bis(5'-adenosyl)-pentaphosphatase activity; diphosphoinositol-polyphosphate diphosphatase activity. NCBI's taxonomy places the organism in Eukaryota, Metazoa, Arthropoda, Insecta, Lepidoptera, Nymphalidae. The transcript is spliced from 3 exons. Bases 324 to 800 code for a protein of 158 amino acids. Gene Ontology annotation, biological process: diphosphoinositol polyphosphate metabolic process; diadenosine hexaphosphate catabolic process; diadenosine pentaphosphate catabolic process. The record is from RefSeq and is a predicted model, not a curated record. Gene Ontology annotation, cellular component: nucleus; cytoplasm.
AUUUGCUUUCCAAAACCUAUUUCGAUUUUCCCAUCGAAAACGUCAGGCACCAUUCAACAUGGGCUUGAAAUACGCUAUCAAAAGCUAGUUAUAGCUGAAAUAUUGCUCUAAUUGUAGUGUUAUUGUUACUUUAGUUUCGUUUUAUAUGUACAUUGUGUAACUCAUAAAUUAAUCGAAAAUGGAUACGUAUAUCUUAGGAUACUUCGGUUAUGGCGUUUGUUGAUCACUAAAUAAUUUCGUUCGGUUGAUAGUUAUCUUUCAAUUUGAUGUCUGUUUUUCGUUUCUAAUCGUAUCUUUUGUUCGUGUUUACGUGUUUAGUGAAGAUGGUGAAGGAGAAGCCUAAUUCUAUAAGGAUUUACGAUGAAGAGGGUUUCAGACGGCGUGCCGCUUGUAUAUGCGUGCGAUCGGAAGCCGAAACUGAGGUGUUGCUCGUGACGUCUUCCCGACGGCCUGACAACUGGAUAGUGCCGGGUGGGGGCGUGGAGCCCGAAGAAGAGCCGUCGGUCACCGCUAUGCGUGAGGUGCUGGAGGAGGCAGGCGUCAUCGGCAAGCUGGGCAGGUGCCUCGGGGUGUUUGAGAACCGGGAGCACAAGCACCGCACAGAGGUAUACGUGAUGACGGUGACGCAAGAGCUCGCGGAGUGGGAGGACUCGCGGCUGAUGGGGCGCAAGCGGCAGUGGUUCAGCAUCGACGACGCGCUGGCCCAGCUGGCGCUGCACAAGCCCAUCCAGCGGCACUACCUGCAGCAACUCAAGCGCUCCAAGCAGAAGCCGGGCGGCGCUGACGAGCCCGGCAGCUAAGCGGUCCCCCGCAGUUUUGUUUCACUUGCGUUUAGUGCCACUGUUGUCCGAGUCCACCACAGACCUCUACACCACUGGACAGGCUGUCAAUUUGUCUCAGUUUCAAUAGGCAUGAUGACUCAUUUUGAAAAACUACCCUAUGCCCUAAAAUACCAGUAGAUAGUAACUCAAACAUGGAAAACUGACUGGAAACUCCUUAGGACCAAGCAAACAUUGGCCAAUAUCUGGCUAUUUAGGAACAAUUACUUCAAUUGGUCCUGUCCCUGAAAUAUCAUUACCAGAAGGUUAUUGGUUUUAAAAAUGUGGGGAAACCUAUCGGUACACACAGUCAAUAUUUUUAACCAAUACUUAAACUGUUCAAUACUUGCUGGCAAUAUUAUUCUCAAUAUGCAGAAUAUUGACGUGUGACGAUGGGACUUCAUUGGGAAGUUUAUUAGUUUAUCGUAAAACGUGAAUCAUAUAUAUCAUUAAAUAAAUGCAAUAUUUGAGAGAUUCUCUGUUACUGUCAUCAUGCCUAUAGAUCUCCAUUCUCGCGCUGUACAUGUGACGCUGCAAUACGAGUAUCCUAAAACUAGUCAUGUGGGGUUGGCACAGGAUUUCUUCAAAUUUAGAGGCAUUGUUAUUUUGGUUGCCAUAUGACUAUUCGAGGAACUAAAAUUAGAAUUACGAAAACAGAACAUAUAUUAUUAGUUCCUGGACACUCUACUGUCACUCGUUUAUGGACAGCCAGUUCAGUGUCAGUGGAAUUGUCCCAUUAUAAACGUCAGAAUUUCUUACUUUUGCUCUAUAAGCGCUAAUGUGUGCGGGCGAGAUGAAUUACAUUUUUUUUGUGACCAGAUAACUUAGACGAUAGUGGUGCUAUAGUCCCUUUUUAACGUGCUUGUCAUUGUUUUACCAAUGUAAUACUGUUGUAUAGAAUAUUUGAGUAUUCAUUUGACAUGUAAAAGGCAUUGCGCAAACAGACAAUUUGAUAUCUAUCUAUCAUUGAAUACAAUCAGUACUAGUUCAAUACCUGCGCAGAUAGUGUUCAACUGAUUGCAUAGAUACAUAGACACUGACAAUGUCCAGUUGUAUACACACAGGGGCCAUAGUGAUGAUAGUUUUUGUCCUAUCCUUUGUGGACUACUGGACUAACAAAUGUAUCAGUCUGAAUCUUGCAGAGACACGUAAAUGAAAUAAAUUUCAAAAUUAUGUUCAGUGUAUUCAAAUACUUAAUGAAUACCUGUAAAUGUAAUAAACGCAUAGAUUUCUUUGAAAACGAGAGCUGGAGUACUUAGGUUAUUAAAAGCAAUACAUUGAACUAAAGAAUCUAAUAAAUAGGACAGUUUAUAGAUCAACUGUUUGAUUAACCUACUAAAAAAAGUUAAGGCAUCUUUUUACUGAGCUGUUUUCACAGUUAUACCUAAAGCAUGCUGAAGGAAAAGAAAGUCAAGUGGACUUUCUAUUCUUUGUAGUCCACGUUACUCUAGACACCUAGCAUGCCACUCAGCUUGUCAAAGACUAACUGGCAAUUCCAGAUAGGUCCUGUUCAGCUCAAGAUGAGAUUUCAAUAAGGAUUUAAAAAACUAUUGUAAUGCAAUGAUCGCAAGUAAUUUUCGGUUCAUUGUAGACUUCUUUUCUCCAUCUCGAAAGGUUUGCAUCGCACCUGAGUCAUAUUUAUUUGGGACCACUGAAGGCGUAAGCUAAAAAAUAUUUCUCCGUUUUCGUAGAACUAAAAAAUUGGAAAUUUGAUAAAAAAAAAUAUGUUCGAAAUACCUAUGUUUUUAAGGGUGUUGCUUAUAAUAUUACAACGUUAAUAUUUAUCUCUCUAUUUCGUCCUUUCGUUCCUUUCCCAUUUUGAAAUAAUAUAAUUAGGAAAAACGUUUUGCUCCAAGUGCUCAUUAUUUUGUCAUAGGUCACAGAUAAUAUAAGUUUCAAUACCCAGUUUCAGUUGUGACGUACAAUUAAAUCGAUUGCAUUCUAUAGAUACUUUAACAAAAUGAUGCUCGUUAUCACAAUCAAAUAUUUCAAUAGCCGCCAAACUUUGUGGUCGCACUGAAGUGAACAUGCGCGUAGUCCCAGGGCGUUAAAAAAGAAUAAUCUGCAAACUUUUUGGCCGCCUUCUGUGUAAAUUUAGUAAGCAAAAAAAUAUAAUCCUGUAAGCAAUUCGGCAAAAUUGAAACUUCUGAAGAGUAGACUACGAGAGAUUGAGCUGUUUAUUGAGCAUCUGGCUCUGGAGUAUAAGGAUAAAUGUAAUCUUUAUUAUUUUUAUCAAUAAUUUAAUAUUUUAAUUUUAAACCAUUGAAACAAAAUGUGUAAUAUUUCCCUAUCUCAUUCUCUCCCAUGUAUUUGUUUUUGUAUCUAUAUCGUGACGCAUUUUCGUUUCAUCGAGUUACAAAUCAUAACGAUUCUAAAGAAGUUUCACUUUGAAAAGAUUGUAGAAUACUGUACCUCUAUACGACAGCGAAACAUGAUGUAGAACAAUAAUCGACAAGUGAAAUGUUAAAAAGCGACAAGCUAUUUGAAGUGGACAAUAGGCUAAGAUCAGAAUAAACGCACUGCGUCUUGUAGGCUUUAGACCUGUGCAGUGCCGUCUUUUGCUCGGUCCUGAUAUCAGUGGGUAUUUUAAUUUCAACCUUGGAAGUUCAAUCUAAUUUUGUUACAGUACUACCUCGGGUUAAGAGCUAGACAAAGAACUUUUAUAAGUUACAACAAUAUACCCGUGCAGAUGUAACAUUUGUUGGCAUCAAAAUAUUUUAACCAAUCAUUUACACGCGAAAAACAUCUUCAUACGCCAUUGGUUGUUGUUGAUUGGGCGUGCGCUGCUCGACGAUUUCACAUAUCGUUGUGAAUUGUAUCUCAAAUCUAAACAUACGUCCGUAUGUUACCCUGUAUUUCAUUGUAAUUUAUUAAUCAUUUUAGUCUUCAGAUUACUGCACCAACAACAAAUAUUGUCGAUGUAACUUAUUUACGUGUUAAUUCUGUACAAUUAAGGCAAAAAAAAAACAUAUUUUAAAUACAAUUUCGAUUCUAUUCCCAUGGUUUAUCAACGGCAAGUAAGGACUAAAAAUUAUAGUGCUGUAGUCAUGUUCUAUUUUUUGAAUUUUAUAGCUUUUUUUUUUAAGUUACCUUGAAAAAAUGGUUUAACCAACUAAAGCAUAAUUUUUUAUUCUUUUUAUAUUUGAAUAACUUUUCGCCACGCUCGUCACGACUUCUAACUUGAUUUUUAGAAGGCCCUAAGCAUGGAUUAGGUUUACAAUGAAUUCGACCAUCUCUUCUAUAGAAUAGAUUAUUUAUAUAAAUAAUUGAAACGUUCCGAAAAACCAAGCGUUCUCUCUAAAUGCUGAGAUAAGAAUUCAUUUAUUUAAUAAGCCUAUACAACUCUCAUGCAAUAUUUAAAUAUUAAUGCAAUAUCAAUAUUUUAUUAUGAUUUCUUUGGUUUUAAAGACAUUCCUGACUUUUAGUUUGUUUUUAUAAUACCAAAUUACGAAUGUGCAUUUAACCGCUAAGAUAAUUUUUCAUCCUUCGCAGAAACCAAUAGAGAUUUAUUAUAAGAAUGUUAAAUGAAAAUAAAUGAUUUAAAUAAUAACUUUAAAAAUUGUUUGUCGCUCAAGCCAUAAAUAUAAUGGCACUUCUAUACUUUGCAUACACAUUUGACAAACAUUUAUUAAUACAGUCGACACAGAUAAAUAAAAUAACUUAGUUAUUUCUGGUAAUCGAUUUUUAAUUCAUAGAUAGUACCUAAAAUUGGUUGCGCUUCUAGGGUUAAAAAAAAUACCCAAUUGACUAUUUUAUCCAGGUCUUUUAUAGAAUGGUGACUUACCUUUAAAACAUGAUAUUGGUAUGUUUAUUUAUUAUGAUCCUCUGAUUAAAUUUGAUUUAAAAUAUUAAGAUACCUUUAUAGAAAUACUAAUUUGCUACCAUAUUACGUUAAGGACAGGACAGUGGACUGAUUGGCGUACUAGAUAAUUAAAAAAAAGCUUAAUUGUCGAUGACGUUAGAUUAAUAAUGGACUUUUAUUUCGGAAAGCCGGUUCGAUUUUUAAUAGUAAGACAGAUUAAUGGUAAUAAAUUAAUACACCUAUCUAAUUUAAACAAUAAAGCAAAAAAAAAACGUUCACUAUCGGUGCUAAUUUAGUUCUCCAAACUUGAAACUAGACUUAAUAAAAAAGCCUUUACUUAAUGCGUAUACCAGCUGGUUAAUUUAGCUUAGGAUCUAUUAAGUAUAUUUAUUCAACACUAUUAAUAAACCCGAACAGUUAUGAAUAACAUAAUGGCGUCAAUAAAGUCGCCAAUCAGUCUAGGCACAGCUUGUUAAGGUGCUAUGUUCACGCGUCUUAUCUAUUUAAGGAAUUGAGAGUAACUUAAUGUGAGUGAAUUUGCAUGUGUCCUUGCUAAUACCAAGAACUUGCUAGAACAUCUUAGAGGUUAUACAGUUCAGAACUGUCGACUGUUACAAAACACCCGUACACACGCUUCACCAUUUUGCCGUAUAAUAUGUGAGUACGUUGAUUUCUGAACUGUAUGGUUUCUAAGCUCUCGGUAUAGACAAGAUUAAAAAAAAGAAAUCAAGCGAUUGAAACCGUGCCUCUAUCGUUAUAUAAUAUAAGGAAAUAUAACAACUGGUUAACUGUAUCAAAAAAUUUAUAAUUUGUUUUUAAUUUCUUAUUACGAAAUGUCAAGUUUAUGGAUAGUUUUAAGCUCUGGCUGCACAGAACCGGUUUCGUGCCGAUUUGAUUUGAUACAUUGAUUCCUGCUACAAACUUUAUUAAAAAUACUCUAUUUGAAUUGUUUUGUAUCGACCAGAAAGCCUCGUUAACGUUUCUGUGUCAACAGAGCUUAAAUAAACGAUGCAUCUUAAAUAAAUAUGUGUUGAAUGUAUUUUAACGUAAUUUAAUGCUUACAGACAUAUUGCUCUCUCGCUCACACAAACGAGUCAGUAAAUCAAGCAAGCGACAGAAAAGAUAGUCUAACCAUAUUAGUAGGCCACUUAUGACAUGACGCUGUAUUGACGACUUAGCUACGUAUGUACGAUAAUUCCUACAUUUAUUUAAAAAAGGUUAUUAUUAAUUACCAACUGCCAUCUCCUGUAAAGGUUUUGGAACAGAUUGGUAAAUAGAAAAUAGGAAGAUGUAACAGUGGCCUACCAAAAUUGCUAUUCCGUAAUAAGGAAUCGAUUCGAAAUCUUAAAGGCUUUUGAAAUAUUUUACCAAAAAAAAAA